Molecule: messenger RNA, 10281 nt
Organism: Crotalus tigris (Tiger rattlesnake)
Lineage: Eukaryota; Metazoa; Chordata; Lepidosauria; Squamata; Viperidae
Gene: LRRC10B
Product: leucine rich repeat containing 10B
Exons: 1
Coding region: 1088-1966 (292 amino acids)
Molecular function (GO): protein binding
Source: RefSeq, a predicted model, not a curated record
AAUUAACAACAACAACAGAGUGGUCCUCUUGUCCCUGUCUUCCGAGGGACAAAGAAGAAACUGCUUAUGAAGAUGCUGCCCUUCUCGCAGCAGAUUAAAAGGACGGGAUCCCCACACGGCUGGGCUGCCUAUUCGGAUGCAGAAGUAGCCUUGCGAAGCUGCUGGCGGCGGCAGGAGGCUGGGCGGGUCUCCGCGUUCGGACGAAGCGGCGGAGUCCAUCGCGGUUCUGCACACCGACGAGCAAAGCAGAGCCCGGAUCACUUUCAUCUUCUUCUCCGACCCCGGGAAAUGAAGCCCAGAGGUGGGGGGGAGGCGGAGGCUGCGCUUUUGGCGCGUCUUUCUGCUUUUCGCCUAGCCGGGCUCCAAACCCGUCCUGUCCCCCGGAGGAGGCGUGCCAGGCCGGGAGUAGGAAGCGCGUCGCAGAAAGAGAGGGAAGAACGAAUCCCUAAUCCCGCCCCGUCCGAUCCGCUCGGCUCCGCCAUAGGUGGACGAUCCCGCGUGGGGGUUUCCAUGGAAACGCCGAGUCGCUAGGCGCCCGGCUCAUGUGUGGGAGUCUUGCUCAGACCUAGCGGGGACCCGGGAGCGAGAAGCCGGGAGGCAGAGAGGACCCGCGGGCCCGCCGGCCGGCCGCCGUCUACGGAACCGGUCCUCUGAAGAGCUUGAGGCGGUUCCUUCUCAGGGUCCUGGUAAUGGACGGCAGCCGGCGCGGGAACCCAGCCUUCGAGGUUAAAGGAUGGGCUGGUCCUGGAAGGCGGGCAGGCAGCCCGGCUCUUGGAGCUUAAUCUCGGAGGCUCACCCAUCCGAUGCCCGGGGACGCCCGCCGCGCCCCUCCUGCCCAGGGGUCACAGAUGGCGAGUCCAGGAGCCACGAGCUGGAGUCGAGCUGAUUGGAGGACCCCAGUCUUCCGGUACAGGAAAGAGAUUUGAAAGAGGAGCCGGCCUGGCAGGGGUCAUCUUCCACCGGAUUGUCCUUCCAGGAGGAACCCAGUCUCGAGGAUUGGUGGAGCUUAGCUGGUUGCCAUGUCUUGGAGUAUUCCAGGCAGAGGUGGUGGCGUUCAUCCUGCUCACACCUUCCCUUGUCUCUGAGGAUGGGCAGUGGUGGUUCCUCAGGCAGGGAGGAGCGGCUGCCAUCAGUGGCUGAAGAACAGCUGAGUGGAGGAGAUCAGAUGCUAGAGCUCUCUGGGCGCCACCUGAGGAAGCUGCCCACACCAGUGUGUGCCCUGAGCACCCUGCAGAAGCUCUACAUCAGUGGCACGGGGAUAACGGAACUGCCUGAGGAGAUUGGGGGCCUACAAGAGCUGCGCAUCCUGGCCCUGGACUUUAACAAGCUGGAGGAAGUACCUGAAACCUUGUGCCGCCUUCCCCACUUGACUCGGCUUUAUCUGGGCAGCAACCGCCUCUUUGGCCUCCCUGCAGAAUUCUGUCAGCUCAAGACUCUCCGUUGCUUGUGGAUUGAGAGCAAUUAUUUGUACCACUUUCCCCAGGUUCUGCUCCAGAUGCCCGAACUGCAAUCCCUGCAAAUGGGAGACAACCGUCUCAAAACCUUACCGAAUGGCCUGCCACGCAUGAAGGGUCUUCGAGGACUUUGGUUGUAUGGAAACCGUUUUCAGGAGUUUCCAAAACCUUUGCUUCACAUGAGUCAGCUUCACAUUCUUGAUGUUGACCGUAACAAGCUUACUGAAUUCCCUGACUUGAGUCACCUUCGGAGGCUACGUCUUUUCUCCUAUGACCACAAUCCAGUUGAAGCGCCACCCAGUGUGGCUGACACUGUCUUUGUAGUGGGUGAGGGAGCACAGGAAUUCAUGGAGUCUAGGGGGGAACGUCUCCAGGCUCUUCGACAGCAAAAAGCAGAAGAGCAGGAAGAGAAUGAAUCUGAAGUUCUACAGCCCAAUAUGAAAAAUGAUUCCACUGUAUUGGAGGAGGAGGGCAGUUUUACUGCUCUGGAAUGCUCUCCUGAGGAGACAUGAGAUAUUAGUAAUGGCAUGAUUGCUGCUAAAGAAGUCUAGUAGGUACUGAUAGGUUUUCAAAUCUGCAAAUGGGUUGUAGAAAAUUAAGAGCUGGGCACUCCCCACUUGUUUCAAGAGUUGCAGUCAGAGGCAGGAUUGUGGGUAGCAAAUGACCACAAUAGUUGAUAGCCUCUUGUAAAGAACAUUGAUCACCUAUUGUUGUCUUCUUAUUCUCAAUGGAAUCAUGGGCAGCCUCUGCCAAAAUGUCUGUAAUGCUCUAUGGGUAAUUUUGUGUUCUGUCUAAACCUAGGGCACAACUCCCUAAUUUGAAGUAUCUACGAUGACCACAUAUGGCUGAAACAGAAUUUCAGAUUGACAUUCUAUUUGCCUGGCAUUAUAAGAGCAAGACAGGAUAAAGCCAUUUUGUUUAUUUAUUCCCCAGUUUAUCCCCAUAAAUAAUUAAUUUUCAUCAUCAAAUUUUUAAUCCUAUAACUGGAAUUAGACUGGGAGGGAAACCUUAUUUGUGCUGUUCCUUCAGCUGUCAGGUUUGAGAAGAAGCUCAGGUGAAAUCCUUGUUUGUGCAUAGAGCUUUUUGUCCAGGAAAAGCUUUGAUUCUAUUCUGUGUACAGCAGGAAAGAGGGUCGUGCAUUACUCUGUUGCUUUCCUGAACUUUCUAUUCCCUUAAAGGGGCAUAGAAGCAAAACUGAUAUGACCUUGGCCCCUGCAGAUUUGCAUGGAUCUGAAACCGAAGAGGGAGGUAGCCACAGGACUUUUUCUUGUAUGGGAGUGUGACAGGUUCAUUCUCCUGAGGUCCUUCGGGCUAGAUUUGUAUUAAAUCUAAGCAAUAAAAGCCCGUUAGAGAAGAGACGGAAGGAAGGGCACACAUUCUCAGGGAGAUUGCUAUAAAAGCAAGAGACCAAAGGUGUUGUGAGGUAUAAGGCUGUUUUAAAGAGAGUUGUAAAUGAAAUUGCAGUAUCUGGUGAAUGGAAUCAUGUUUCUCAGGCACCCUUGUUACAUAUUUUAGAAAUCCUGCUUUUGCUAUGUCUGAUCAUGCAGUUUUCUCUGUUUUUCUGCUUCUGAGGUUUCUUUGCGUCCCCUUUCUGAUUUUCUUUCUUCCAUAGUUCCAUGCUUUCUUUCCCCGCCCACCUUUUCAGAAUAUAUUUCUUUGUCAACUGUGUUCAGUUUUUCUCUGGAUUGGCACUUUGCUCAGCCUCAGUUUCAAUAUUUGUGCUGCAUGACAUGGUAGCCAGCAUCAACAAAGUUAACAUCUUUUUCUUGGAUUAAUUUUAGCCUUAUAAUGAACAUUUAUGGUAUAUUUUAUCUUAUAGUUUAUUUUUCAUUAAUUGGCUGAUUGCCACAAAAUAUUAUUUUUGUUAACUCUUUGUUUCUAUCUAUCUAUCUAUCUAUCUAUCUAUCUAUCUAUCUAUCUAUCCCCCUUCAUUCUCACUGUUGUUUUUUCUGACAGAGGAAGAAAGGCUUUCUUUUCAGUGUUGUACAAUGAUAGUGAGUGCAAUUAUCAACUUCACUUUUUUUAAAAUUGGUUGCAACCAUUUACAUGGCAUGUUUUCGCACCCUUGUUAGGCUAACCAUCUGAUCACUGUGCUUUUUUUGGUGAGAAAUCUCAUGCCAUAGAUGUGUAGUCACACACCUAAGUCAUUCAUAUGCAGCUUCUGCCUCAUAGCCACAUGGUGCUGUUAUAAUUGAACUACACAGUAGCAAUUUUUGUUGGCUUCCAUAUCCAUUUUUAGCAUCACAGUAUUUAUUGCAGUAAGUGAUGCCAUGUGUUUGAAGUAUUGGUUCAAUAGUUGAACUGUGGAAGAUUUUGUCAAAGCAGACAACAGAUUUUGCAUGACAUAGGUUGCCACCCGAACUAGUUAGCAUCAGUAUUUACCAAACUCGUGUUUUCUUCUUCUAAGAGGUUCCGUACGGUAGUUGUCUUUGUAGUCAUUACAGAUAAGUCAUUUCUCACUUUUAAGUGAAUUUUCAUCAUGACUGUAACCAAUUCUAUAGUUGUGUAUUAACCACCACAACUUGAAAACAUUCAGAUAAUUAAUGAUAACCAGUAUUUAAGAAACAGGACAUCAUAGACCAAAAUGUUUUGCCUGGACUGGUUUUAAUCUUCCAUGAAUGUUUCCUUUCUAGAAUGUUAUUUAGCAUGCCAAAGGAAUUGAAAAACAUGCUGGCUACAAAGUGGAGACAGUUCACUAACAUGUGUCUUUCAGCAUUAAGAAGAGUUCACAUUUGGCAGAGUUCUGCUUGCUUGGCAAACACUGAACAAGUAGUGGGUUGGUUAGCAACUGAAAAAUGCAGUAGAGAAAGCAAAUAAGUCAUGGAAAACUAAGUUGGCAGGGUCCGUGGUAAAGAAAUGUUGAGUAUGCUGAUGAUAUAAUUAUGAGGAAUGGGUGGAAUUGUGUCAUCAUCUUUGAAAAACACAAUCAGGGCUGUCCCUGUCAGAGACAAUGUGAGACCUCAGAUGAUAGAUAACUGGUGGGAGGAACAGCUGUUCCUGUGCCAUUCCCUUUGUUGAAAAACAUUUAUACAACUUGGCUUGUUCUGCAUUCCUAUGCUAGCUUGCUACCCUCAGGUGCUAUUCAGUUACCAGUGUUAAAGUUGUAUUCAUCUGCUAAACAAAUUCAUACAUCUUAACAUUUGCCUUGAGUAGCUAAAAGUCUUGGGUUAGCAUCAAACUGAGGUUUUAUUGCACUUCAGGCAAAUGCAUUUUGUCAUUAGGAUGGGGAAUUUUCAAGCCUUGACUGAGGUUAGAGAGGUGUCUUUGAAGCAACCAGCAUCCUGCUGGAGUAGAGCAGAUCACCUACUGUGCAAUACACUACAAAUUAUACAAUAAUUGUCCAACUGUAGCCCCAGUAAGGGUGAGGGGGGGCACAGUCAUCUCUAAAUAGGUUUUCUUAUUUAAAGUGGCUAUGACCCAGGGCUCUUUAGUAAUAAUAAAGAACUGGUUCUCUGCAGUUAGCUAGAAGUAGAAUUAAAUAUUGUUCUUUAUGGCAGUUAUAGAAGAUUGACUAGCAAAAACCCUUAUGUGAUACUUCCAAUUGGAUUCUGAUUAUCAAAGAAUCAUCUCUAACUUUAAUUAGAAGCUUCCCAGGUGUAGCGUCAGCCUCUAAUUGUGAUCUGUUCAUCACAUCCUAAAUAUCCCUUAAUUGCCUUUCCCAACAGGAUGAGCUUUAAGCUAUUGGUUUUUGGUUUCCUUGAAAAAAUAUCAUAAUCAUAAAUCAUGCUACUUUUAAAUUAAAAAUUGAAAGAGAAAAUAAUUAAAAAAAAUGGUAUUCCUGAUAGGAACAAGGGUUGACUAAUGAACAGGAAACAAUUAGUGGCUACAGCUACUAGAAGAGGCUUUCUUUAAAAUAAAAAAUAAAUUUAUCUUGAAAGAUGUUGUGGUGUUUCAUUCAUAGAAAAGAACAGUGAUAUUUUUAUUGUCAUUUUCUAAGUGGUUUAAAAUGUUACUACUUAGACCUGCAAAAGAUAGGAAGACAACACAGAGAACGUUGGGUUGUAGCGGAUUGGCAACAGCAUCUGAGUUCACCAUUAAAAGAAAGUGGAAGAAUAUCAAUUCUUUUAAUUUUACACAUAGUUUCUUUUAUUUAUAUUUUUUAUUGUACACCACUUUGAUUCUCUUUGAGGGCGAUGAGCAGUUCUUAAGUAUGAUAAAUAAAUGAAUGAAUGCAUAAAUAAAUCUUCAAAUAGCUUAGUUGGGGAUAUAAUACACAGUUACAAUAACGAAACCUUACAAUUAUGAACUCCAUUCACUCAUAUUUUUCUGAUUGUUAAAAAAUGAGCUAGAAUUUACUAAUUUCUGCCUUAGAUUUUAAUUCAGAACUGACAAAUGUUCAGGGAAAAGGUGACCUGGGUUGAAGGUAAAUUCAUCUAGAAUAUUUGAGUCCACUUGCUGUUUCACUUUGAUAAAAGAGUAAAGAGGGUAUCUUUAAACAACCCCAACACUUACUAAUUUGGGUUAUUAAUCUUUUUGGUGGAAAAUACACAUUUAUCAGAAGAAAUUUUAGUUAAAUAAUUAGGCUAGAGAAUGCGAUCACUGGCUGUUACAUCUGAAAUCAGAAACUACUUGAAUGUGCAAAUAGAUCACAUUACUUGUUACACAUUGCUAGCUCAUGUAUAACUUACAAUUGACAUGCACAUCUAUAUCUUUUUCAUAUGUACUAGUUCUAUAUUAGGUAUCCUAUGCCUUUGCUGUAUGCUAUGUCUUCACCAGUGUUUCUCAAUGCUGGCUGGUAAAUUCUGGAAAUUGAAGUUCACACAUUUUGCAAUUGCUGAGGUUGAGAAACACUGAUCUACACUAUUCCUCUGAGCUGCUCAACAGAUAACAAAGAAUGAUGCAAAGUUAGUCUGGCAUGAUUUGUCUUUGCUGGCUUCUGUUAACUGUAGCAUUUCUAUUCAAGUGCUUAUAAAAAUGCUGCUUAAUACUGUAAUCUGAGGACCUUAUCCAAUAGGAAUGUCUAACAGAUCUAUAGCUUCCCAUACCUUCCUCAUUUCCCUUUUUGGAAAAGAGUGACAUUUGAUCCCCUCCAGUGUUCUGGGAACCCAUCAAUUCUCCACGUCUUCUGAAACGUUAUCUACUGUAGGAUGAUUCUGCAGUUACCUGUGCUAAUUCAGACUCUAGAUUGUAAUCCAUCUAGCUCUAGAGAUUUAAAUUCAUUUCAAUUCUUUCCUACACUCUCGUUUAUCCUAUAUUUUCUUAUUCCCUUACUGACAACAGUAACCAGCUUUUUGAAAGAAGGCAGUUAAGAAAUGUUGCCUUCUCAGAGUCACCACUUUGUCACAAUGAACUUACAGGUGCAGUUAAAAAUCUUGGUACCCCUCCACUUUUUCCUAGAGAAGCCCAAUUUGCUGUGAAAUAAGUUGGAAGUGACACAAGUUAAUGGCAUCUGCCAUUCUUUAUUACAUAGUUCACAGGGCAUACACUUUGCUUUUGAUGUAUGGCUUGACAUAUUCCUGUAAUUAACAAAACAAAUGAAAAUGUCACAUGCUUAGGAUCUAACUCAAAAAUUAGUGGUACUUAUGUUGAAACAACGAAUAUAAGUUGGUAAUUAUAUAACAAUCUCCCAUGCGUUUCAAAUGCAGCUAAUUUAAACUGGCUCUGGUCCAGUGAAAUCUAUAUAAAUACAGGGUUUUGAACAUCUGAGACAGCUUUAUCAAUGUGCUUUGAAUGACAACAAAAUUGCUAUAGAGUAAGCUCAUUGCCUUUGCAAUCUGUCAUAACCAUUCUUUAGCAGAAAUUUGAUAGAGCAUGCCUAUGCAGAUUAUUUUAGAUUCAGAUAAUAUUGUUUUAUAUUCUUUAUAAAAUAUGUAACUUGUGACUAUUCUCGGAUGAACAGUGCAGGAAUAACUAUGACCAAAGGGACUGUUCUGACUGAGCAGGACAACUCCAUCUUUUGAAGCAAUAGAAUAUUUAGGAAGAAGAUGCACUUAUGCAUUGCUUCUUUAGGCACCUUGUUAUACAGGAAUACAUUUUUGCAAAUGUAUUUGUAAAUAUGAAACACUUAUUUAAAAUUUACCCUGUAACCUCCAGCACCGCCUGAGGUUUCCUGGUCACUGAAGCCAGUUUAAUUAUAUCAAAGUUUCAGGAACUACAGAAUUCACAGGAUUUUGCAAUUACUUCUCCAGCAUACCUAAUAUUCAACUCAAUAGUGAAGGUCACAAACUAGGUUGACCAGAUCUGAGCUGUAAAAAUCUAGAUGACUAACUAUUGUAGAUGCAGAAUAUUUUAAUUUUUAUUGCCUUCUAGUGGUUGCCUGCAUUUUUUGCAACCAAGAUUUAAUAGCCCUAUUCUCAGCUACCUAUUCUUCAGUGGAAAAAUGAAAAAGCAGCACUUCCUGGUUUUGAACUUCCCAGAUUUCAUUAAAAGAGGUUCUAUCUUUUAUCCAAUAAGUGGGCAUGCUUUCCUCCAGUCUUACAUAACAAGUGAUUCUUAUAAUUAUGCUUACAUUGUUUCUAUGUUUAGGUGCCAGCAUUUCCUUUGCAAUAUUUGAGAUUAUGAUGUCAAGUAUUUGAGGGAGGCAACCGACCAGGAUUUCUGGAAAGAUAUUUAUUGCUAGUAGGGUACAGUAACAGAAAACCUGCCAAAGCAAUUCUCCAGUUUGAUUUAUACCUAGUAUAAUUAAGGAGUGAGACUCUCACAUUCUUUUCCCCUGGACCCUGGAAUUAUUUUUCUGCAACAGCCUGCUUCCUCCAAUAAUGGCAGUGCUCUCUUCUUGCUCUUCCCAGGUCUGUUAGACAUUCCAUCACAGGUGAGCAUCCUGAAGGAGAUCUUGUCUCUCCUAUCAAAGUAACAUUGUUCUGGCAGCAGAGAAUGUCUCUCUACUCACGAGAUGUCGGAACUGUGUUUGAUGCUAAUGUGAUUUAAAUAUGGUGCAGCUCAAAUACAAUAUCAGCCCAGUAAAGAUCAGUCUUGGAAUUUCAAUAGAUCUCAUUCGAACACAAUUCAUUAUUAUUGUUAUUCGACUUGCCUGGUUAUCUCUCAAUAUCUCUGUUUCUGAAUAAUAUUAUCCUUUUUUUAAAAUUGUGUUUUCUGCUUUCCAGGUUGACCCUUGUUUCUUAGAGAGAAAGGUCCUUCUUCUCUUAUUAGAUCUGUUAAAGGCUGGUUUGUCCUUUUUGCACUUAACCUUGUGUUUUGAUAGGAAUAGGAUUUGCUUUGUGGCUUCAGUAGAAUCCUGAUACCAGCCAGCUUUUUUACCCACACAGUUAGGCUACCUAAUUUUUAAUCAAAUCAGAGAAAGAAUGUAGUGUUAAUAUUUUUAACAGCACUUUGAAAAAUUAAGUAGUUAUUAAACAGUGCCUAAUGAUGUUACUGGAGAGUUAUAUACCAGUCUGAAAAAGAAGUAAGUAAUGUACCUCUUCUGACUUGUCCAUCGCAUGUGUUUAAAAAAAAAAGAUAUAUCAACUGAGCAUUCAUCCUUAUAAAAUUGACAUCUCAAAAAUAAAUGUCCCACUCACUGUUUUACUAAUUUCACAUCGCCAUACUUGUUUUGAAGGGUUGGGUUAAAAAUUGCCCUUCAGAAGUGUUGAGGAUAAGAUAUUGAACCAAGAUAGACAGAAACUUUUUUUUUAUAAAGUUGGAAAAUUAGCUAUCAGAUGUUACAACACUUCUAAUAUUUCCUAUUUUGAAAAUGGAAAGAAUUAUGCCCAAUUUUUUUCUGGAGAUCAGUGCCAGAUACCUCUUUUCUGAUAGGAGUUUAGAUUGUCAUUGAAUCAAGAACUGAAUAAAAAACGCACAGUUACACAUAAUUUCUUCAGGAGGUUUUUUCCAGGAAGAUUUCAAUUCAUCAAGAAAUAUUAAAGACACCAUGGAUCUGAAGAAAAACACUUGUUUGUAUCCAAGCAAGAGACUUGAUAGAAACAAGCACAAUUCUAGAUUCAGGGAGACAUUUGGAAGAUGCUGGGGCAUCCUAAAAUGCAAUUCAUAAAAUUUUUAACUUCAGUGGCCAACGGGCCUUAUAGUUACAGAUUUGAGACCCAUAUAACAUUUGAACCAAUACCAAUGUCAUUACAAAUGAUCCUUGCUAAAGUGCCUCGUUUAGCAACCAAAAUUAGGAUUGUGUAAGAAUACUAGCUUUGUGACUAAUCCUUGCAUUGUGACCAUUGUAGCAUCGGUAGUCACAUGAUUGCCAUUUGGUGCUUUGUGACUGGCACACAUUUAUGACCAUUACAUUCUAAGUCACGGUCACAUGAUGUUUCAUUUAAUGACUUAAUGGGAAGUGAUAUAAAUCUAUCAUGGUCACAUGAUUUUCUGCUUAGUGACUGUGGUGCUUAGUGAUGGAGCUGCUAGUCCCAAUUAUGGUUACUAUAUGAGGAUUACCUGUAAUAUCUAAAGAUCACUCUUAGUAUGAAAGAAGCUGAGGCUAGGCCUGGUGCUAUUUCUAUUUCAGAUUUUUAUUGAUGUACUCUAACUGCCCAAGGCAUAGUAAGUGAUCCUGACAUAUUUCAAGGUCUUGACCUGCUCUAUAUUAUAUACAUUACUCUACCAUUUAUGUCUGUGGCUCACAAGUCUGAAAAGAAAUAACUUUCAUUUUUUAGGAUUUAUGGCUGCUCUUGCCUCAACAUGAUAAAAGGAUGAGAAACAUUGAAAAAGAAGUGCCAUAUUACCAGCAUUUAGAAGCCUGUCUAUAGUUACUGGCCAACCUAAGGUGUGAACCUUGUAAAUCAUCAAGUUAAUAUAGAUGUUACACAAGUGGAGAUGUACAAUGAAAGCUGCCUCUAUCCCUGUCAGGUUGGAAUCUGAUCAGCUGCAUUGCUUGGACUAUUGAGCCUGACCUGUAAAAAUGUGGUGUUAUGGGAGCAACCCCAAUAAACGACAUAUCACUCCA